This is a messenger RNA of Colletotrichum costaricense, 150 nucleotides long. RefSeq lists its product as uncharacterized. The record is from RefSeq and is a predicted model, not a curated record. The transcript has a single exon. The coding region runs from base 1 to 150 and encodes 49 amino acids. NCBI's taxonomy places the organism in Eukaryota, Fungi, Ascomycota, Sordariomycetes, Glomerellales, Glomerellaceae.
AUGAACAACCUCCGGAACCAACAUCCUCAAGCCCUUCUCAGUAAAAGGGGUCGCCUUACCCAUCAUGCGCGAGGCGCGCUGCCGAUCAUGCGGGUGAUACCUCCCGCCCAACCUCCGAAGGUUACUCAACCCACGGAAAACCAACAUUAA